AGGUGUAGAACGCAUUCUGCGCAAGUUUGGCCGCCGCUGGGACCCGUCGUGCGGAGUCGCAGCUCCCGCCCAGUGGCGCCCCCUGCGCGUUGCUAGGCGAUGGCGCUGGGUGGGGUGACGUAACUUCCUGUACCACUUCCGGGAAGGAGCCAUGGAGGCCGCGGCGGAGCGGAAGAGGCAGCGCGAGGAGCCGGCGGACACGUCCGACCUGUCCGGAGAGGAUGAUGACGACUACGUGCCCUACGUGCCCGUCAAGCAGCGCAAGCAGCAGAUGCUGCAGAAGCUGCUGCAGAUGCGGCGGAAGGUGGUGUCCGAGGAGGAGCAGCGGGACAGCAGGAGCGAGCAGCGCGGGGACGAGGAUGACAUCCCGCUGGGACCGCAGUCCAACAUCAGCCUGCUGGACCAGCACCAGCACCUCAAAGAGAAGGCGGAAGCUCGGAAGGAGUCGGCCAAGGAGAAGCAGCUGAAGGAGGAAGAGAAGAUCCUGGAGAGCGUGGCAGAGGGCCGAGCUCUCAUGUCGGUGAAGGAGAUGGCCAAGGGCAUCACCUACGAUGACCCAAUCAAAACCAGCUGGAGAGCUCCUCGCUACAUCCUGGGCAUGUCGGAGGCACGGCACGACCGCGUGCGCAAGAAGUACCACAUCCUGGUGGAGGGGGAGGGCAUCCCACCCCCCAUCAAGAGCUUCAAGGAGAUGAAGUUCCCAGCAGCUAUCCUGAGAGGCUUGAAGAAAAAAGGAAUCCAGCAGCCAACGCCCAUACAGAUCCAAGGCAUCCCCACAAUACUCUCAGGAAGGGAUAUGAUUGGCAUUGCAUUCACUGGUUCUGGGAAGACCUUAGUGUUCACCCUGCCGGUGAUCAUGUUCUGCCUGGAGCAGGAGAAGAGGCUGCCAUUCUCUAAGCGAGAGGGACCCUAUGGGCUCAUCAUCUGUCCCUCGCGGGAGCUGGCCCGGCAGACCCACGGCAUCCUGGAGUACUACUGUCGUCUGCUGCAGGAGGAUGGGCUGCCCCCGCUGCGCUGCGCCCUCUGCAUCGGGGGCAUGUCUGUCAAGGAGCAGAUGGAGACCAUCAAACAUGGGGUGCACAUGAUGGUGGCAACCCCCGGGCGCCUGAUGGACCUGCUGCAGAAGAAGAUGGUGAGCCUGGACAUCUGCCGGUACCUGGCCUUGGAUGAGGCUGACAGGAUGAUCGAUAUGGGCUUUGAGGGGGACAUCCGUACCAUCUUCUCCUACUUCAAGGGCCAGCGGCAAACCCUCCUCUUCAGUGCCACAAUGCCCAAGAAGAUCCAGAACUUUGCCAAGAGUGCCCUGGUGAAGCCCAUCACCAUUAACGUUGGGCGAGCGGGUGCUGCCAGCCUGGAUGUUGUGCAGGAGGUGGAGUAUGUGAAAGAGGAGGCUAAGAUGGUGUACCUGCUGGAGUGCCUGCAGAAGACCCCUCCACCUGUGCUGAUCUUUGCUGAGAAGAAGGCAGAUGUCGAUGCAAUCCACGAGUACCUGCUGCUCAAGGGUGUGGAAGCUGUGGCCAUCCAUGGAGGGAAAGAUCAGGAAGAACGGACAAAAGCCAUUGAGGCCUUCCGGGAUGGGAAGAAGGAUGUCCUGGUUGCCACUGACGUCGCUUCCAAGGGCCUGGACUUCCCAGCCAUCCAGCACGUCAUCAACUACGACAUGCCAGAGGAGAUCGAGAACUAUGUUCACCGCAUCGGGCGUACGGGUCGUUCAGGCAACACCGGCAUCGCCACCACCUUCAUCAACAAGGCCUGUGACGAGUCAGUGCUGAUGGACCUGAAGGCCCUGCUCCUGGAGGCAAAGCAGAAGGUGCCACCUGUGCUCCAGGUGCUGCACUGUGGGGAUGAGACCAUGCUGGACAUCAAUGGUGAGCGGGGCUGUGCCUUCUGUGGCGGCCUGGGCCAUCGCAUCACCGACUGCCCCAAGCUGGAGGCCAUGCAGACCAAGCAAGUCAGCAACAUCGGCCGCAAGGACUACCUGGCCCACAGCUCUAUGGACUUCUAGCCUGGACAGUGUGCUGCCCCUCGAUGGGCCUGGGUUUCCUUUCAGCCCAGAGGCCUGUCUUGCACUGCUGUGGCCCCUUUUCCAGAAUUUUGUUCAUUGGGACUGUUGCCAGCUCAGCCUGACGAAGCUCCUGGCCCGGAAGGAAAUGUAUGGAGCUGUGCUGAAACAGCCCGUUACAUCAGCAGUGUGUUGGGCAAGCAGGUAGCAGUGCCUCAGGGCAAGAGAAAGCCCCAGGUGGGGCAACUGGUCUGCUGCCUGCUGCCACUGCCAUCCCCCUGCAGUGGUGAGGUCAGGAUCUUGUGUUGCUCCUCAGAAAUCCACCCGGUUUCUCUGGGCCCAUGUUGCUCACCUGGAUUUGCACAUUCUCGGGUGGCUGUUCCUGUCUCCCCAGACAUGCUGGGAGGAUGCAGGCAGGGUGAGGUGGAGCAUGCUGUGCUCGUGUCAGGCGCUCCCCGAGGUUCUUCCUGUGCUCUGCCCCCGCGUUCUGCCCCACUGCCCUGCUGUGAGGGGGAGGGCGGGCACAUGGACACCUCCUGUGGCCCAGCCUCUGCCCCCCAUCCCACACCCCAAAAAGGGGAAGUCUCUGUGAGACGGAAGUCUGCCCCAUGCCUUUCCUUCGACUGCAGCAGUCACAUUUUCUCCGCUGCGGGUAGCCCGAGUCCCUUAUCCUUGCCUGGCUGCCAGGGUGAACUGGGCCCAUGGAGAGACCAGUGAAGGAUGGGAUCGUUUAUGUUCAGCACACCAAAUUUGGAAAGGUAAAGGGUGGAUUUGGGGUUGGUAGAGGGUUUGCCCUGAUUUGUCAUGAUGCUGGGCCCGGGACUGGGCCCUCAGCGACCUGGGAAGGAGCCAGACCUACUGGAGCUGCCCUUGGGGGAGCCCUGGGCUCAGCAGCUCCAUAAGUGGGGCUUUCCCGUGGGCCUGAGGGGACUCAUCUGUGUGGGCACCCACACUCUGGCUCGCCCAUGUGUUGGGUUCUUCUUGUUUGGUCACCAUGUGAGUCUCAGUGGUAGAAUAAACAUGCGUUAAUAUCACGCAGCUCCAGCGUGUGUGUGUGUGU
Molecule: messenger RNA, 3062 nt
Organism: Onychostruthus taczanowskii (white-rumped snowfinch)
Lineage: Eukaryota; Metazoa; Chordata; Aves; Passeriformes; Passeridae
Gene: DDX41
Product: DEAD-box helicase 41
Exons: 17
Coding region: 152-2005 (617 amino acids)
Biological process (GO): mRNA splicing, via spliceosome
Cellular component (GO): spliceosomal complex
Molecular function (GO): RNA helicase activity; ATP binding; RNA binding
Source: RefSeq, a predicted model, not a curated record